GCAUCAGCGUCGUCCGUCAGUCCAGUGGAUUGAUUGCAAGAGUAAACAUUGCGUGUAUCGUCGUCGGUCGUUAAAAACAUUUUCCCUUCAAGCGUCCGGUUGUUUUUGCUCUAAAUGGUGAAACUGAAUCAAUCAGCGAACUGCGCUACUGCUACCAAUUGCUAAAUCAUUGAAACGCUCAGUAUCGCCCCUCAAUCCGUCGCAUCGAAUUAGCAUCUUCUCGUAUGCAAAGUGUGAAAAUUAGCGAUAAUCGUAUUCCUCAGCACCCAUAUUGUUGAUACCUACCUACCUCGCUGUCGUCUAAAUCGCGUAUAGUCGGUCGUCGGGAGUGCCAUCAUUAUUUUGUACAAGAGUACAAGUCAGUUGCAUGUAUAAGUGAGCGUAGGGAGGAGGUGGAAAAUUUUCGCCUAGCUCUACCUGGAAGUCCACCGUUGCAUCCCCGUGAAGCUGUGUAGAACGGAUCUUCCACAGUUGCAGCAUCAAUAUGGAUCGAGAAGCGGAAGCAUCAGCAGUGCGUUUUUCGUUAGCUAAUCAUUAUUGAAGUUAACAUUGGUGAAUUGAUGUGAAAACUCUAUUUAUGCCCAGAAAGUCUAAUCUGCUGUGGUGAUUUCUAGAUGGGAUUUAGCUAGUGCUGGUGAACAUAGUGGUGGAUUUGCAUCCUGCUUCCAAAAGCGAAGAGAAAGUGCAAAAUUUGCAAUUCAUCUCGGUGUAAAUAUACCUACCUUCGUACACACAAAAUAGUGAAAGCAAAAAGGAAAAAUUGGUGCAUGGGAUUAUAAGAAAAGAAAAAUAGCACUGGAGAAUCCAGAAAAUUGAUGUGCAAAACCCCGAGCCGUCUCCGUUAGCGAGCCGAAGAAAGCAGCAUGGAAGUACUAAUCCACGAACCGGAUGAUGGAACAGCAGCGAAAGACAGCGAACAAUUUCUCAAAGCAUCGUCACCAACUUUUUUACUGCCAGCCACUACCACUACUACUCUUACCGGCAGAAACAGCCCAUCGUCAGUGUCGGUGGGGUCUAUCACGCCAACGAAAGCGAAAGCGGAGUUCAUCUGUGACCUAGAUUUGCACUCGCCGGUGAUCGGUACGAAAGAUCGUCCCUAUCAUCACCAUCUGCUGCUGAAUCACCAUCACCAUCAUCACUACCACCACCUGCAGCUCCACGGUUCCGGCUCUGCCAACAGCAUUAACAAAUCUCCCACCGCCAAAAGUAGUAUCGAAAUGCGGGACAACUACUGCUUCUACCGGUUGCAGCGGUUCGUUUCACGAAAUCCGGUGCUCAACUACCUGCUGCCGCUGUGUGCGAUAGCGGUGUUAGUGUUCGUGAUCUAUGCCUUCCGGGAUUAUGCCAAAAGUUUGCUCUACUGGAUCGAGAUGCAAAACUCGUGGAUCACCUUCUGUAUAUUUUUGUGCCUGUUCACGAUUGUCAGUUUUCCGGUCACGGUCGGCUACCUGGUGCUGAUCAUCAGCAGUGGCUAUCUGUUCGGAUUCAUCAAGGGCCUGCUGACGGUGAUCAUCGGAGCUAACCUGGGAGUAGCCAUUGCACACAACAUCAUCAAGGGCAUGCAGUCGAAGCUCCCGGUGCAUAAGUUGAUCAAAAAUGAGACUGGCCGUGCCAUCCUGCGAGUGAUAUCAGGACCACGAGCAUUUAAAAUAGUAUUAUUCACUAGACUGACACCGAUUCCCUUCGGACUGCAGAAUACGAUUUUCGGGAUCAGCGCUGUGAACUCACGCAGCUACCACACCGGUACGGUGAUAGGCCUGCUGCCGGCACAAACAAUCAACGUCUAUCUGGGAUCCAAGCUGCGCUCGAUUCAUGAAGUACUGAACGACCACAACGCUGCCCUUGGAUUAGCCGGCUAUGGAGUAUUUGUGGUAGAGGUGAUUGUCGGCGCAGCACUGAUGGUGUGGGUUAUACAGAAGGCCCGCACGGAGCUAUCAGCGGCCUUGUUAUCCGACAUGGAUUCGGAUGAGAAGAUUCUGAUCGAAGUGGAAGCGUAGGUUUGUCCGGGGCCUAAAUGGGCAAGCAGCUUUUCACCAAAGACGAAAGCUUGUCGUCGUGAAUACCUAUAAAAUUUAUUUGUUAACCAAUGUAAGGUAUUUAGGGUAGUUGAGGAUGAGCAAACAAAGAACGAAUCAAGUCGAA
This is a messenger RNA of Ochlerotatus camptorhynchus, 2142 nucleotides long. Its product is annotated as transmembrane protein 64. The transcript has 5 exons. Gene Ontology annotation, biological process: regulation of cytosolic calcium ion concentration. Lineage: Eukaryota; Metazoa; Arthropoda; Insecta; Diptera; Culicidae. The record is from RefSeq and is a predicted model, not a curated record. The coding region runs from base 864 to 1997 and encodes 377 amino acids. Gene Ontology annotation, cellular component: endoplasmic reticulum.